AUGCGUCUCACGUUUAUCCCCGGCCUCAUUGGCGUCGCCAAUGCGGUAUGUCCCUAUAUGACCGGCGAGCUCAACCGUCGUGAUGAGGUAUCCGAUGGCGACGCUGCCGCAGCCACAGAGGAAUUCUUGUCCCAGUAUUACCUCAGCGAUAAUGAUACCUUCAUGACGUCCGACGUAGGCGGCCCUAUCGAAGAUCAGAAUAGUCUCAGUGCCGGAGAGCGUGGUCCCACCCUGCUCGAAGAUUUCAUUUUCCGUCAAAAGAUACAGCGCUUCGACCAUGAACGUGUCCCCGAGCGUGCGGUCCAUGCCCGUGGUGCCGGCGCCCAUGGAGUCUUCACUUCAUAUGGCGACUUCUCGAACAUCACUGCGGCUUCUUUCCUGGCCAAGGAAGGCAAGCAAACUCCUGUAUUUGUCCGUUUCUCGACGGUCGCAGGAAGCAGGGGCAGUUCGGAUCUGGCCCGCGAUGUUCACGGUUUCGCCACCCGUUUCUAUACCGACGAGGGCAAUUUCGAUAUCGUUGGAAACAAUAUCCCUGUAUUCUUCAUUCAGGAUGCUAUCCUCUUCCCCGAUCUGAUCCACGCGGUCAAGCCCAGAGGUGACAAUGAGAUCCCUCAGGCUGCCUCCGCUCAUGACUCGGCCUGGGACUUCUUCAGCCAGCAGCCAAGCACGAUGCACACGCUGCUCUGGGCUAUGUCUGGGCAUGGAAUUCCUCGUUCUUUCCGACAUGUUGAUGGAUUCGGUGUACAUACCUUCCGAUUCGUGACAGAUGACGGUGCAUCCAAGCUCGUCAAAUUUCACUGGAAGUCUUUGCAGGGCAAGGCCAGCAUGGUCUGGGAAGAGGCCCAGCAGACCUCUGGCAAGAAUCCCGACUUUAUGCGUCAGGAUCUGCACGACGCAAUUGAGGCUGGACGCUAUCCUGAGUGGGAGUUCGGCGUUCAAAUCAUGGAUGAGGAGGACCAACUGCGGUUUGGUUUCGACCUCUUGGACCCCACCAAAAUCGUGCCAGAGGAAUUCGUGCCCAUCACCAAGUUGGGCAAGAUGCAACUGAACCGCAACCCUCGCAACUAUUUCGCUGAGACCGAACAAGUUAUGUUCCAACCUGGUCACAUUGUCCGCGGUGUUGACUUCACUGAAGACCCUCUCCUGCAAGGCCGUCUGUUUUCGUACCUGGACACUCAGCUGAACCGUCACGGUGGCCCCAACUUUGAACAACUCCCCAUUAACCAGCCUCGCGUUCCCGUCCACAACAACAACCGCGAUGGAGCAGGCCAAAUGUUCAUUCCCCUCAACCCUCACGCGUACUCGCCCAAGACCCCCGUCAAUGGUUCCCCCAAACAAGCCAACCAGACCGUCGGCGAUGGCUUCUUCACAGCUCCUGGCCGUACCACCAGCGGCAAACUUGUCCGUGCGGUCAGCCCAAGCUUUGAGGAUGUCUGGUCUCAGCCGCGGCUCUUCUACAAUUCUCUGGUUCCUGCCGAGAAGCAGUUCGUCAUUGACGCCAUCCGCUUCGAAAACGCAAACGUUAAAUCUCCCGUCGUGAAAAACAACGUCAUCAUUCAAUUGAACCGCAUCGAUAACGACCUUGCACGACGCGUUGCGCGCGCUAUUGGUGUCGCCGAACCUGAGCCCGACCAGACCUUCUAUCACAACAACAAGACCGCCAAUGUCGGCACGUUUGGAACCAAGCUGAAGAAGCUUGAUGGCCUCAAGGUCGGCGUCCUGGGUUCUGUCCAGCACCCAGGCUCGGUUGAGGGAGCUUCCACCCUCCGCGACCGCCUGAAGGACGACGGUGUCGAUGUGGUUGUUGUCGCAGAACGUCUGGCCGACGGUGUUGACCAGACCUACUCUGCUUCAGAUGCAAUCCAAUUUGACGCUGUGGUUGUUGCCGCCGGUGCAGAGAGUCUCUUCGCGACAUCCUCGUUUACCGGCGGGUCGGCCAACUCAACUAGUGGUGCAAGCUCUCUGUACCCCACCGGUCGGCCCCUGCAGAUUCUUAUUGACGGAUUCCGGUUCGGCAAGACAGUUGGGGCGCUGGGAAGCGGCACAGCUGCACUCCGCAACGCGGGGAUUGCUACGUCUCGGGACGGCGUGUAUGUGGCUCAGUCGGUCACUGAUGACUUUGCCAAUGGUAUUAAGGAGGGCCUUAGAACUUUUAAGUUUUUGGACCGGUUUCCCGUGGAUCACUAG
Messenger RNA from Aspergillus fischeri NRRL 181, 2187 nucleotides. It is a transcript of the gene cat1, whose product is annotated as catalase catB. Gene Ontology annotation, molecular function: heme binding; catalase activity. Gene Ontology annotation, cellular component: cytosol. The transcript is spliced from 6 exons. The coding region runs from base 1 to 2187 and encodes 728 amino acids. The record is from RefSeq and is a predicted model, not a curated record. Lineage: Eukaryota; Fungi; Ascomycota; Eurotiomycetes; Eurotiales; Aspergillaceae. Gene Ontology annotation, biological process: hydrogen peroxide catabolic process; response to oxidative stress.